Psammomys obesus (fat sand rat) is the source of this 1529-nucleotide messenger RNA. RefSeq names its product delta like non-canonical Notch ligand 2 (gene Dlk2). Bases 187 to 1335 code for a protein of 382 amino acids. NCBI's taxonomy places the organism in Eukaryota, Metazoa, Chordata, Mammalia, Rodentia, Muridae. Gene Ontology annotation, molecular function: calcium ion binding. The record is from RefSeq and is a predicted model, not a curated record. The transcript is spliced from 5 exons. Gene Ontology annotation, biological process: heterophilic cell-cell adhesion; establishment or maintenance of epithelial cell apical/basal polarity. Gene Ontology annotation, cellular component: plasma membrane; protein-containing complex.
UCCUCGCCCCCGCCCUUCGGCUCCCUAGCCCGGGUUUUAGUCGCUCUCCCUCUCCGGCUCCUGUCACUUGGAACCAGCGUCAGCGCCGCUAUCUCCGUGUCCAGCCGCUUCACAGCCAGUGCCAUCCCACAGGUGUCUCUACGUCUGGCCUUCAUCCGUCGGUCCCUCCUGGGGCCGGAACUGACCAUGCCCAGCGGCUGCCGCUGUCUACAUCUCAUGUGCCUGCUGUGCAUCCUGGGGGCAACCAGCCAGCCUGCCAGAGCGGAUGACUGCAGCUCUCACUGUGACCUGGCCCACGGCUGCUGUGCUCCCGACGGCUCCUGCAGGUGUGACCCAGGCUGGGAGGGGCUGCACUGUGAGCGCUGUGUGAGGAUGCCUGGCUGCCAGCACGGCACCUGCCACCAGCCCUGGCAGUGCAUCUGCCACAGUGGCUGGGCAGGAAAGUUCUGUGACAAAGAUGAGCACAUCUGUACUUCACAGUCACCCUGCCAGAAUGGAGGCCAGUGUGUGUAUGACGGCGGUGGCGAGUACCACUGUGUGUGCCUGCCAGGCUUCCAUGGGCGCGGCUGUGAGCGCAAAGCUGGACCUUGUGAGCAGGCAGGCUCCCCAUGCCGGAAUGGCGGCCAGUGCCAGGACAACCAAGGUUUUGCCCUGAACUUCACGUGCCGCUGCUUGGCAGGAUUCAUGGGUGCCCACUGUGAGGUCAAUGUGGAUGACUGCCUGAUGCGACCUUGUGCUAAUGGUGCCACGUGUAUUGACGGCAUAAACCGCUUUUCCUGCCUCUGUCCUGAGGGCUUUGCUGGACGCUUCUGCACCAUCAACCUAGAUGAUUGUGCCAGCCGCCCGUGCCAGAGAGGGGCCCGCUGUCGGGACCGCAUCCAUGACUUUGACUGCCUCUGCCCCAGUGGCUACGGAGGCAAGACUUGUGAGCUUGUCUUACCUGCUCCAGACCCAGCCACGAUGGGAACCCCACAGACACCCACCGCAGCUGCGGCUGUACCUGCUACGGGGCCAGCCCCUCACAGUGCAGGGGCAGGCCUGCUGAGGAUCUCAGUGAAGGAGGUGGUGCGGAGGCAGGAGGCUGGGCUAGGUGAGUCUAGCCUGGUGGCCCUGGUGGUGUUCGGGUCCCUUACUGCUGCUCUGGUCCUGGCCACUGUGUUGCUGACCCUGAGGGCGUGGCGCCGGGGCAUAUGGCCCACUGGACCCUGUUGUUACCCAGCCCCACACUAUGCCCCAGCUCGGCAGGACCAGGAGUGUCAGGUUAGCAUGCUGCCAGCAGGGUUCCCUCUGCCACCAGACCUGCCCCCAGAGCCUGGUAAGACCACCUCGCUGUGAUGAAAGUGGUAGUGGGGCUUUCGGGCCCCCUUCCUCAUUUCCUUCACACCUCAGACUGUAGCGGUCCUUUCUCAGCAGCUCUCCACUUUGGUACAGCCAUCCAGGGGAUUUCAGCCUCACACCAGAAAUAUUAUUUUUUUAAAAACACAGGAUGUCAGAUAGGAAUUUUAUCAAAUAAAAUUAUUAAAAUGCAA